Molecule: messenger RNA, 4757 nt
Organism: Gasterosteus aculeatus aculeatus (three-spined stickleback)
Lineage: Eukaryota; Metazoa; Chordata; Actinopteri; Perciformes; Gasterosteidae
Source: RefSeq, a predicted model, not a curated record
AUGUCUGCAGAGCGUCUGUCGCUCGGGCCUCAGGGUUUUUGUCUGGACAGCAGACCCGACAGCUGGGGGGUCUCCUGCUGGACGGGGGCCGCGCAGGCCCUGCAGAGCCGCGUCGGCCCCGUCGGCUCCUUGGUAGACGGGCGACACCCGACCUGUAACUUCCUGUUGGAGGUGGAGCGAGAGCAGGCGGAGUGUGUGAGGAGGCUGAGGGCGGAGGACGCGUCCAGCAGCCAAACAGAGCCCGCGUGCAGGGGAACGUGGGACAGCAUUGCAUGCUGGGAGCGGACGGCAGUCGGACAGACCGUCACCAUCCCGUGUCCCCGAGUCCUCACCACUGUGUUCGGCAGAAACGGUAACAUCAGCAGGACGUGCACGCCGGCGGGGUGGUCGGACGUCUUCCCGAACAUCACCAGCGCGUGCGGGUCGGAGCCCGGCCAGGACAAGCUGGUCUUCUACGUGGUGGUGAAGACGUUGUACACGCUGGGUCACAUUCUGUCUCUGAUCGCCCUCACCACCGGGAGCGCCAUCCUCUGUCUGUUCCGGAAGCUCCACUGCACCAGAAACUACAUCCACCUCAACCUCUUCUUCUCCUUCGUCCUGAGGGCCGUGGCCGUGCUGGUGAAGGACGACAUCCUCUUCAACCGAACCUCGCAGUGCUCCAACCAGCCGUCACUGGCGGGAUGUAAAGCCAGCCUGGUGUUCUUCCAGUACUUCAUCAUGGCCAACUUCUUCUGGCUGCUGGUGGAGGCUCUGUACCUCCACACGCUGCUGGUCGUCAUCUUCUCGGAGAACCGACACUUUGUCGUCUACAUGUUCAUCGGCUGGGGGAUCCCCACGGUGUUCGUCUCUGCGUGGGUGAUGACGAGGAUUUAUCUGGAGGACACGGGGUGCUGGGAGCGAAAUGACAACCCAAUACCCAACUGGGUGAUCAACGGACCAAUCGGGUUCUCCAUCAUGGUGAAUUUCAUCCUCUUCAUCAGCAUCAUUAGGAUCUUGGUCCAGAAGCUGAGGUGUCCAGACGUGGGCGGCAACGACCAAUCACAGUACAGGCGGUUGGCUAAAUCCACUCUGCUGCUCAUCCCUCUGUUCGGGAUCCACUACGUGGUCUUCGUUUCUCUCAGUGAAUCCAUCGCAGAAGCUUAUAAAAUAUUCUUUGACCUGGCCCUCGGAUCUUUUCAGGGUCUGGUGGUGGCCAUUCUGUACUGUUUCCUAAACAGUGAGGUUCAGGGCGAGCUGAAGAGAAAAUGGCGGAGUGUUUGUCUGAACUGCCGCCUGAGCAGAGACCAACACCUCCACGGCACCUUCGCCUCCAGGAACGGCUCCGAGCACGCGGCCCAGUUUCACCGCAACUCCCGGGCCCCGUCCAUCCUGCAGUCCGAGACCACCGUGUUGUGAGGACCGGAGGGGUCCGUUAACAGCAAACAGCCCCCAGGACGAAUAUGUUUUACAAAAUUAUUUUCACACAAAGUUGAGACGAAGGACCACGAGGUCGGGACCUGCUCGUCGUCUCAGGGCAGGUCUGGGUUUUAGCUUUAAAACCUGAGGUCCUUCAAAAUCGACCUGGACCUGAAGCAGAUCCAUCAUGUGAGGGCGUGUUUUGUGCCGAAAAAUAACCAUUUUCAAUUCAUGUGAGUUACUGUGUGAGCCAAGAUAGGACGGAUCUUUGGCGUCCUCAUAUUUUGUCCGUUUUACCUUAAAUAAGUACUUUAAUCCGUGUAUGUUAAUUGCAUCAGUGAAAUAAGGGUGAAGUAUCGUGCGUAAGGGAAACCGCUCCCUUCUUCUGGUCAUCAGUAGCAGAGCUGAAGACUUUAGAUUGAGGAUUCAACGUUGCCCUGCCAGGUAGGAGAACUUAUGUUGCCACAAUGCAUUGUGGUCCGUUUGACUCUAAAAGGACCAUUACAUUACAGGGCAUUUUGCUGACGCGUUUAUCCAAAGCGACUGACAUUGCAUUUUUAACCCAUGGCUUUUUACAUUUUUGCUUGGGGAGCAAUUAGGGGUUAGGUGUCUUGCCCAGGGACACUUCAACAUGGGGCAGCCGGGGCUCGAACCAUCAACCUUGCCUUGUUCCCAGUGCACUCUCCCUACCCAUCCACCACGACGACCCCAUUCACUAAAUAGACUAAAACACAUGAAACUAGAGAUUGAGACCAUAAACUCCAUGUUUACAAUGUUUACUGAGGGAAUAAAUCACGAGAGAAGUAGAGUAAUUUUCUCAUAGACGUCUAUGGGACCGGAGGAGUCGCCCCCUGCUGGUCACUACAGAGAAUUCACUUCCAACAUUCAGAACAGGAGGUUGCCGUCUGUAUUGAAUUCACAAUAUAUAUACUAGCUUUCAGACUCAUCUUUGCGUGAGUCGGGUACAAUGACGGCAUCGGUUGUCUCGACAAAUAAGACAAAACAGGACGUUGAGGGAAAAGGACAAAGCUCUCUGGUGUAAAGAAAUAAUGGUGGUUUUCCAUCAGGAGCCAGAGAGGAAACGGGGAUGUUGCUGCCAACAAAAUGACACGUUUUUCACCCCGAGCCAAUGGUGGUUUCUUUUAAUUGACCAUGACCGCCUUUUUGUGCCUAUCCUUGACCGAGCUGAGAAAUUCUGAUUGUGUUUUUAAAACAUUCAGCUCUGAAAAUUUUGUAAGAAAAUGACAAAUAAAAUUGUUUUGUCGGAUCACAAAAUGCUAACGGACAAGUACCAUAUUUUAUUGUUUAAUGUGAAGGCAAAACGGUAAGAGAGAAGAAACUCAACCAAGUGUCAAAGUCCGUCGAGCUAGUUUGUGGAUUUCAGAGGAAAUGCAGGUCAAAGUGUUUAUUCCAGCCUGAAAGGGAGCAGCGAUGUUUAUCCCACCAGGUUGCAAGAAAAGGCGACAGCUGGUCCAUUCAGUGACGUAUUGGGGGUCUGUACUGACCACCCCGGCCAUCUGAUACUUAAAGCUUGUUAGAAUCGCUGAUGGGAUCGAUACAAAAACAGGGUUCUUUAUGUAAUGAGUCAGAAGCCAAACUGUUCUGACCAUCUGCAUCGUUUUUAUGUACAUUUUGUUCAUGCUGUUCAUGCUCCAAACCCUUUAUCUGUGCAACGAUGGUUUGGAUUCUGUACCUCCUGCUGUGAUGAAGCAAUGCUGGUUCUCCGACUGAAGAUACCGGGAAACUUGUGAUUCACAAGUUAAAAACAACCACCACAAGUUUUAGUCAAAUAAUAGUUCUCCCGGAGUCUCGGCAUGUAUUUAAUUUAAACUUAAAAAGUCAACAGAUUGCAGUUGAAAAGAAAGAGUAGAUAUGUGGCAACUGAAACUAUUUAGAUUACUAAAGAGGUUAAAAAUAGCUCAGUUUCUUUGUCUGCUAUUGAGAAAAAUAUCACUAUAAUAUAUUAAAGCUGCCAAGUUAAUGCCGAUGACCAUGAGCGAUUUAAGAACUGAUUUAUUUUCGGCUCGGUUUAGUUAUCAGAACCAGAAAUUCUUAAUAGGAAAUAUUCUCAGCAGCUCACAGGUUCAACAUAGUAGAUCUAAAACAAGCUAGUGGUCAACAGUCCACUUCAAACUUGAUCAUCUCCCAACAGUCACCAACACAAUGCCAGGUGGAUAAAGGAACGUAAAAGAAAAUAAUCAUUUGCUUUUAAAUGGGACAAUUGUUGCUUUUAUUUGUGCAGUGAGAGUUGCGCAGCAGUUGAUAUUCUCAGUGUUUGCCUUUUAUUUUUUUAUUGCCGUUGUUUCAAAACUGUCAAUGUGACACAUUCUUAAUAAACUUAAUGUCACAAAAUGUUUGAGAAAGAAAAGGGAAACGUUUGCUUUGAGUAGCGUGCUAUAGUUGUUUAUAUGUUGUAUUUAACUGUUUGCACAGGACAACACAGUCUGGGGACUCUUGGAUUAAGGCAUACAGAGUACGGGUUCAUUUCAAUUGAUCAAGUCUUCUUAUUCACUAUUCGUAACACAGUUCUCUGAUCUUUGGUGAACAAAAUACUAAAACCACCUAUUUUGUACUUCUUAAUUGAAAUAAAUGUCUUUCAAAUCUUUCUAAAACACACAAUGUACAAUUGUAGGAAUUACUCAAGAGCCAGAGCCCAAUGUGCCUUAAACAUAUUAUCUAACACAGGUCUGUACCGAAUACACAAUAAACAUGGGGUUGAUGAAUCACAUUCUAAUGCUUUUUGUUCAAUUAGGUGAAUAAAUAGCACAUGGGUCCUGGAAUCUCCUUUUUUCAUAGAUACACUUGAGUAUCAUCUGCAUAUAUGUUCACAGUCUCAGGUUGGUUGUUUCCAUGCAUGCAGAUUGAGAAUAAUAGAGUGUCUAGGAUUGGACCUGGUGGAACACCACCUCACAGGGAAGCUGCAGUAGAAUUUGUGCAGCACGGCAAUGUAUAAGAAUACGUUUUAUUAGUAUUAUUAUUAUAUAAGUUUCUGUUCCAAAGCCAAAUAUAAAGGGUGUUUCAAGCCUCCCGGUGCAAACAGGAAUACAUUCAUUUGCGAUGGAUAGAAAGAGUUUCUGGUAGCUACGGUGCACACAAUCAACCUACCAUUAUAAUCCCAGACAGCUGUAUGCCUUAAGAAAAGUGUCGCCAAAUAAAGACAGGACGCGACCAUGCUGCUCCGCGUACCAUAAGAUGUCAAUGUGACAAACGUUGUAGACGACGUGCAACACAAACCGUGUUGGUUUGUCGAGCAAACUCAUAUUCAAUGUUGACUGCCAUUAUGCUGUGAGUGUGACGUCCUUGUUAGACACCAUGAAUGUGAUGCAAAAGAUGAUUGAUAAAGGCUGUCUUUGUAAGCAUUG